Gracilinanus agilis (Agile Gracile Mouse Opossum) is the source of this 1959-nucleotide messenger RNA. RefSeq names its product inositol polyphosphate multikinase (gene IPMK). Gene Ontology annotation, molecular function: inositol-1,4,5-trisphosphate 3-kinase activity; inositol tetrakisphosphate kinase activity. Gene Ontology annotation, cellular component: cytoplasm; nucleus. The transcript is spliced from 6 exons. Bases 1 to 1266 code for a protein of 421 amino acids. Gene Ontology annotation, biological process: inositol phosphate biosynthetic process. Lineage: Eukaryota; Metazoa; Chordata; Mammalia; Didelphimorphia; Didelphidae. The record is from RefSeq and is a predicted model, not a curated record.
AUGGCGACGGAGCCCCCAGCUCCGCGGCCGCGCCCGCCCGGCCCGGCCCCCGCGUCCCCAGCCACGCCCGCUGGGGCGCCCCCAGCUGCCCCACAGCCGGCGCUCCCCGGCUCACCUCCGCCGCCGCCCCCGCCUCUCCUCCUCAACGGCUGCGUCCCGCUUUCUCACCAGGUUGCCGGGCACAUGUACGGCAAAGACAAAGUGGGCAUCUUGCAACACCCAGAUGGCACAGUCCUGAAGCAGCUGCAGCCACCACCCCGGGGCCCAAGGGAGCUGGAGUUCUACAACACGGUUUAUGCUGCUGAUUGUGGGGAUAGUGUUCUCCUAGAGCUACGGAAAUAUUUGCCAAAAUAUUAUGGCAUCUGGUCACCACCUACUGCACCAAAUGAUUUAUACCUAAAACUGGAAGAUGUGACGCAUACAUUUAACAAGCCCUGUAUAAUGGAUGUAAAGAUAGGGCGGAAAAGCUAUGACCCAUUCGCCUCUUCUGAGAAGAUUCAGCAGCAGGUCAGCAAGUACCCAUUAAUGGAAGAGAUUGGGUUCUUGGUGCUUGGCAUGAGGGUUUAUCACGCUCAUUCUGAUAGUUAUGAAACACAGAACCAGCAUUAUGGAAGAAGUUUAACUAAGGAAACAAUUAAAGAUGGCGUUUCCAGAUUUUUUCAUAAUGGGUACUGUUUGAGAAAAGAUGCGAUUGCUGCCAGCAUUAAGAAGAUUGAGAAAAUUCUUCAGUGGUUUGAAAGCCAGAGUCAACUUAACUUUUACGCAAGUUCCUUACUGUUUGUUUAUGAAGGUUCAUCCCUGCCAACUGCUAACAGACUGGAUGAUGGGACUUCAGCAGAGAAGACCUUUUGGUCCAAAGGACAGCUGCCAGAGGCAGAAGUUCUCGAGUAUAACAACAACAUUCACUUACUGAGUUCUAAAGAGAAUGGUAAAGUGGGGGCUUCUGUAGGCAAAGUGUAUGUGCACCAUAAAGAAGCAUAUUCAACGAAUCAUCAUGGUCAGACUUCAUUGAAAGUUGAAAAUAGGGAGCAAGGCAAUGUAUGGAAAAGCAGCAAUUGCAUAUCCCAGGAACACUUGAAUGGCAAUGUAUUCUCUCAACUGGAAAAAGUCUUCUACCACCGUCCUGCAGAGCCCCCUGAAAGUACACUUGUGGAAGUGCGGAUGAUUGACUUUGCUCACGUGUUCCCUAGCAACACGAAGGAUGAGGGAUAUGUCUAUGGGCUGAAACAUCUAAUUACUGUACUGCAAAAUAUUUUAGAUAAUUAAAUUCUUUGCUACGUUCUUUUUAUGGGGCCAAUGCUAAUGAAGAGCAGCAACAAAUCUCUGCCCUUGCAAUGUUAUGUAACAGAUUUGUAUUGUGAUUCAACUACAUUUUAUUUGUCUUUGUACUUUUGGGUAGAAGGGUUAACUUUUUUAUACUCUUACUCAGGAAAAUUAAUUAAUAGUCAUUAGAAAACUAUGAAUAAAUAAAAGACAUAGGAAAUGUUAAACAGGGGACGUGGUGUGGUACGUGAUAGUAUAUAUGUUUCGCCUAAGUUAAAUAAAAACUCUUGAGUUUUAGGAUUUAGUUUUAGCUUCCUGUAGCAAAUUCAUCAGUGUAUCCCCUGUCCACCCAGCCUUGACAUUGAGCCAUAGAAAUGGGAACUGAAAGUGAUUAGAAAACAGCCAGAAAACUAGAAAGGGCAAGUUGAUGUCCUCAACCUCAACGGUGGCCCCGGACCAAGCUACUAAACUGGAGAAACGCUUGAAUUGAUGAAGUAAUGAUGAGGUCUAGAUUUUCUUCCAUGGUCAGACCAGCAUAUCACCAGGUGCUAAGGUGCUUCUUUCUCAAAGUGGAUAAUAUUCUCGGCACAUUUUAAGAAUAGAUAAUCUCUUUCAUUUCCAGAACAGCUUGUUUGAAAGACCAUAGACUUUUUCUGCUGUCUAUCUGGGAUGAUAAAAAAAUGUUUUGGAAUCUGA